AUGCUGAAGUAUCUGGCAGGCAAGAGCCCAAUCAGCUUCGCAUCCUCAGGGUUUGGGUAUGCGGAGGAGGAGCCUGUGGAAACUCCAUUUGGGCACAUACAGAGCUACGUAUGGUAUCAUGGCUCAGCUAAGGCGGGAGGGGCUCCUGCGACCCUCUUCAAGUAUACAGCCAAGAACCGCAAUGCGACGGGUCAAAACCUAGAACAGGAGUUUGCGGAGCGUCACCUUCGUACCAUCAAACUAAUUCUGCACCCAAACGUCCUAAAGCUGCUCAAGGUAAAGCAAACUGACACGGGCAUCACCAUCGCAACGGAGCGCUGCUAUCCCCUGUCGCAAGCGAUGUCAACGGACCCCGCGUUGGGGUUGGCUCAGAUCAUAUCAGCGCUUAAUUUUCUUCACACCAAGUGCAAUAAGACGCACUGCCUUGUGUCUCCCACCGGCGUUGUGGUGCGGGACGACGGUUCUUGGUGCCUCACAUCCUUCGAGUGCACUGUGGACAAUGACACAUCCAUACACCGGGUCCUGGCGGAGCUAAAGUGGCACGCCUCGUGGAGCAAUGGGUGGCGCAUGCCGACGCUUACAAAUGCGUGCGCAAGCGUGAGGCAAAUAGACCAAUGGGGGCUCGGAGCGCUCAUGUGCUGGGUCCACACGCUUAUAGCGGGACAGAUCGAUCUCUGCACCCUGUCAAGACAUGAUCGCGACCUGUAUUCACUGAAACGCUACGCACCGGCCAACCUCCACGGGCUUAUCGACAAGCUCAUGUCACCGGACCACGACGUUGAUCUAGAGGAGGUGCUGAAGACGCAUCCCUAUUUCACUGAAAAUGAGGGCAUAUCCGCAAUGUCGUUUGCCAUGGAAUUUCACAUAAAGAAUGAAGAGCAGAUGUCCGCGUUCUUUUCGCAGCUACCCACAAAGCUCACGCGCAUACCGAACGAUAUUGCUUGUAAACAGCUACUGCCGGAGAUACUGAAGGUUAUGUUUUUGCACAGGUCGCUGAUACCGAGUAUCCUGGAAUCUGUGAUCACGAUAUGCAAGUCCAUGCUGCUAGACGAAUUCAAGGUCAAGGUGUACCCUCACAUCUCAAAGUUAUUCAAAGAAAACGACAGAGCCAUCAGGUACAGCCUACUGCGACUGAUGCCUGAUCUUGACCCGAUGCUCGACGAAAACCAGGUGUCAGAUGACCUCCUCGAACCUAUGCUCAUAGGGUUUGGUGACACAGCGUCGCAAAUCCGGGACGAAACGGUGAAGGCAAUGGUGUACGUCAUGAAGAAGAUUAAGAAACGCCAACAACAAAAUGCGGCGAUGCUGCUUUUCAAGUGUGUCGAGGACUGCGAGCCUACGAUCAGGGUGAACACCAUCAUAUGUUUCGCGAAAAUCAUCCCCUUUGUACAACACGAACUGGUUGAAAAAGUUGUACCGCAGGUGUGGCGCCUUGGACUAAGCGAUUCGUUCCUUAAAUCAAAGCUGGCAACACUAGAGUCAAUUUCCGCAUCACAUGGCUUCUUUGGAACGAAGCAGAAGGUUGAAAUUCUGCUGCCACUGGCGUGUAACACUCUGCUUGACAGCGAGCCACAGGUGAGGCGGAUGGGCUUCGACACGAUCCACUCCAUCCUGGACUCCCUAAAGGAUCACGUUGCGGAAGGUGGCAACGAGAGUUUCGACAGCCAAUGGGCAGGGGUGAACAAGACCGCGACACACAAGCAACAACAAGCUCCGCAGCCCAUGACUUUAGCGUCCAGUGCGGCGCAAACUGGGGGAUUCAGACAGCCGCCUGCGCCCUUGAACAUGCCAGGCCAGCGGUAUCAACCCCCGCAGCAACUGUGGGCGCCAAGUCAAGAACAUCGGAUAACUACUUCCAAGGAAUCGCCGCUAAAACCAGCGAUGCACGACAACAUAGACGAACUGGAAGCCUUUUUCGACCCGUUUCCAACGAAAAGAUAA
Messenger RNA from Babesia ovata, 1941 nucleotides. RefSeq names its product SCY1 kinase. The record is from RefSeq and is a predicted model, not a curated record. Lineage: Eukaryota; Apicomplexa; Aconoidasida; Piroplasmida; Babesiidae. The transcript is spliced from 9 exons. Gene Ontology annotation, biological process: protein phosphorylation. Gene Ontology annotation, molecular function: ATP binding; protein kinase activity. Bases 1 to 1941 code for a protein of 646 amino acids.